UUUUAUGAAAAUUAAGCCUAAGUAUACUCCUUUUAUUGUUUCUAUUGAACAGAUAUUCGUCGAUCUGUCAAAUUGUGUUUUUGUUGUCAUAUAACCGGUUUUGCGCAAUAAUAAUUUUUUUGUAGAUUUGAUAUGCAUAACAAUAUUUAAAAUACAUAUAAAAUAUAUAAGGGAUGAUCUUUAUUUCGUUUAAUAUUAUACAUUAAUCAAGAGUGAAAGAGAAUAUUAAAGAUAUAUAACCAAAAUGGUGCUAAAUGAUUGUCCAGAUCCAGAAAGUAUAGGUUGUGGUUUUAGUGCUUUCAAAGAAGUAGACGAAGUAAACGAAUUGAUCAAGGAUAUAAGAAAAACAGACUUAUCUCCAAGUCUUACAGAAAGAAACAGAGAUCGCUUUAAUUUCAUUUUGUCACAGUAUCAAGAUCAACGUCAACUUCUUGAUCCGUAUCUUGAAAAUAUUUUAGAGUCUUUACUUUCGAUUAUCAGAGAUGAUAAUUCUACAGAAAGUAUGAAACACAAUGCUUUCAAGUAUCUGUUUAUUAUUAUGUCUGUUAAGACUUACAAAAAGAUUGUUACAUAUCUUCCUCAUGAGGUUGCAGACCUUUUACCUGUAUUACGUCUAUUAGAGAAACAAGAUCCAAACGAUGUAGAUACAUGGGAAACAAGAUAUGUCUUAUUAAUAUGGUUAUCUAUUAUUUCAAAAAUACCAUUUCCAUUGUCUCGCUUAGAAACAUCUGAUACUAUUGAUCCGGAGCAAACAAUCAUGGUCAGGAUUAUGAAAGUAUGCAAAUUAUAUUGUUUAUCGAAGGAUGCAUGUGCCGUAGCAGCAGUAUUUUUAAUAGCUAAUUUUUUGACAAGAUCAGAUGUGAAAAAACUGUAUCUCGAAGAAAUGAUAAUAUGGUGUUUGAAGUCUGUUGAGAAUGAUCCUUUAAGACAUGGACCUUUAGCUGUAAUAGCUUCAAUAUUAAAACACGGUGCACGAGAAGAUGUACGGCCGUACAGCACAAUGCUUUUUGAAAAAAUUUCAAAAUUACAAUUGAGUAAUAAUCCAGCAGAUCUUAUAAGAAAAUUUGGGAUGAAAGUUGUGCAACGCAUUGGUUUUGUGUUAUUAAGAACAAAAUUAGCAUCUUGGAGAUAUCAAAGAAUGAAUAGACCGAUUAGUUUGUUGCCAAAUUUAAAUAAAAACAAUGGCACUGAAAGCAUUGAUAAUAAGGAGAACAUAUUAAAUGAUAAUGAAGAUCAAGAAAUACCACCAGCUAUAGAGGAUAUUAUUGAACAUUUAAUUCAAGGUCUUAGAGAUAAAGCCAUCACUAUUAGGUGGUCUGCUGCAAAAGGUAUUGGUAGAAUAACAGCCCGAUUACCAGUAGACUUAGCAGACGACGUCGUAGGAUUUGUAUUAAAUCUCUUUUCUGGACGUGAAUCAGAUUCUGCAUGGCAUGGUGGUUGCUUGGCAUUAGCAGAAUUAGGAAGACGCGGUUUAUUGUUACCUCAUCGUUUAAGUGACGUGAUUCCCGUAGUACUUCAAGCACUUGUUUUUGACGAACCAAGAGCUUAUGGUUCAAUUGGUUAUUUAAUCAGAGAUUCAGCAUGUUACAUUUGUUGGUCUUUUCCUAGAGCAUAUGAUCCGGAUGUAUUUCAACCUUAUGUAAAGGAAAUAGCAGCUACUUUAUUAGUAGUAACGUGUUUUGACAGAGAGAUAAACUGUAGACGCGCAGCUUCGGCAGCAUUUCAAGAAAAUGUUGGAAGACAAGGAAAUUUUCCUCAUGGUAUAGAUAUAUUGACUGUAGCUGAUUAUUUUGAAGUAGGCGUGCGAAGUCAUGCAUUUCUUAAAAUAAGUGUACACAUUGCUCAAUAUGAAGAAUAUACCAAAGCUUUGAUCGAACAUUUGGUCACAAGGAAGGUUACACAUUGGGAUACUGCAAUUAGAGAAUUAUCAGCCAAAGCUCUGUUUAAUUUAACACCAGCAGAUCCACAAUAUAUGAUAGAAAUAGUAAUAACAAAUUUAUUGGAUAUGCUGAAUUCAAUUGAUUUGAAUGUUAGACAUGGAGCAGUAUUAUCUAUUGCAGAAAUAUUAGAAGCUCUGUAUAAUCAUUUCGGGAAAAAAAUCGAAACAAUAAUUGAAUCCUCAGCUGUGGAUGAAAUAAAAAGUGUAAUAUGUACGUUUCAAAAACGAGGUCAAUUUAAAGGACUAGGCGGUGAACUGAUGAAGCAAGCUUGCGCCGUAUUCAUAAAGAAAUGCUCGAUCGUUCAUUUUCCUAUUCACUGCACUAAUAUUAUAGACGAUUGGCAGAAUUUAUUGGAGGAAUGUUUAAGUCACGAGGUAUCUGCAGUCAAGUUAAAAGCUGCAGAAGCACAUACAGAAUUUUUUACUGAGUAUUACACAAACAUGGAUCCAAUUAUUUGUAAUGCCGUAGUAAAUCGUUAUUUAGACAAUUUGAAAUCGAGUAGCCAAGUGGUCAGAAUAGGAUUUGCACAAGCAGUAGGACAUUUUCCUCUUUUUAUAAAAAAGUCAAGAGUAAAGGAUAUUAUAGAAGCAUUAAUUCAAUGUACAAGUAUAUCAGAUGAUACAUUAAAAUGGGCGGAGAGUAGGAAAGAAGCAUUACAUUCUUUGACAAUGAUAAUACAAACGUUAAAUAUUAACGAGGCAGAUGUGUGGCAAGUAUUCGCUCCUCAAAUAUACAAUUGUUAUCUUUUUGCUCUAAAGGAAUAUACGAUAGAUAGCCGUGGAGAUAUUGGUGCUUGGGUACGAGAAGCAGCUAUGACUGGUUUACACGUGCUCACUAAUUUAGUUCUGCAAGCUAACUUAUUAUAUUUGCUAAAUGAAUCAUUAAUGACGAAUAUUAUUGGUGGUAUUGCUCAACAAGCUGUCGAAAGAAUAGAUGGAAUUCGUGCUCAGGCUGGCAUUGUUUUCAGUGCUCUAAUUCAUAGCGAACCUCCACUUCCAAAUAUACCGUAUCAUUCUGAACUUAAAAAUAUAUUUCCUUUGAGCGAAUGUAAAAAUAAUAUAGAAUGGAGAAUGGAAUCGGUAACAUUUCCACGAUUCAUAAAAAUGUUGGAAUUCCCACCUUAUACUAUGAAUCUUUUGAGAGGAAUUAUAUUCAGUGUUGGUGGCUUAAGUGAAUCUUUAGUGAAGUACUCUAGUGUGGCUUUAUUCACUUAUUUGAAAGAAAUAGAUGAAAAAAGUCUGAGAGAUUUAUGUGACAAAAUGGUCAAUAUUUUCAAAGAGAGCCAUAAGAAUGAAAGAAUGAUUACUUCAAUUUUAGCAUUUUUCGAUAGAUUAUUAAGUUCAGGGUGUAUACAAAUAAUUUUAGAUGAUCCAGACAGUGAUAUACCUGAACGUAUAUUAUUGCUAUUGAAACAAGAAAUAAAAUAUACAACCAGCACAAAAUUGCUAAUUAGUAGCAUAAACGUUUUUUGUCAACUUUUACAGGUGCAUGGCUUCAUAGGAAAAAGAGCAUUUUGUCAAUUAAGUAUAUUUUUAUGCCACAAAUAUAAAUGUUUACGCAAAGUAACAGCUAUACGUACUUAUGAAGCAUUAACGCUUUACGGAGAAGAAAUGGAUUUAUCCGAGGAAGACUUAGGAAGUAUAUUGACAGAAUUAAAUGGUACAGAUUGGGAACAAUCAGUUACUGAAUUAAGGCCUAUAAGAAAUCAUCUGUGUGAAUUAAUGAAAGUGCCUGCACCAGUUUUACAGGCUAAAUUUGCAAAUUAAUAGAUACUUUUAAUAUACAAAUGCUAAUACUCAGGUGAAUUACUUAUUUUCUAUUAUACGAUUUAACAUUAUACAGAUUUGAAUGUAAGUCUAAUUAAUUCGAGUAAUGAUCUAAUCAACACCAAAUUACAUACACAGAUCUCAAUACAGGCUUAAAAUAAAACAUUCCUGUUUUGCAAGGCACAGAAAUAAUAGAAUAUUUUCAUUCAUCAAGCAUCAACCGUAAGGAACUUUAUUUUAUUCUUUCUUUCUUAUCUUUUCAAAUUUAUUAUACUGAAUAAAGCGGUCAUAAUUUGUACAUAAUUAAUAUAUGAAUAAUUAUUUAACAA
Vespa crabro (European hornet) is the source of this 4035-nucleotide messenger RNA. RefSeq names its product tubulin-specific chaperone D (gene TBCD). The transcript has 18 exons. The record is from RefSeq and is a predicted model, not a curated record. The coding region runs from base 245 to 3706 and encodes 1153 amino acids. Gene Ontology annotation, molecular function: GTPase activator activity; beta-tubulin binding. Gene Ontology annotation, cellular component: lateral plasma membrane. NCBI's taxonomy places the organism in Eukaryota, Metazoa, Arthropoda, Insecta, Hymenoptera, Vespidae. Gene Ontology annotation, biological process: bicellular tight junction assembly; adherens junction assembly; microtubule cytoskeleton organization.